GAAGCAGAAAGAAGUCAGUCUUAUUGUGCCUUCAGAAUGAAUAACAGUGUUUUUUGGAUAAUAUUUGCGCAUAUUGGAUACUUCUGUGUUAAUGGAAUAUACAACAACGGCGUAGAAAAUGUUUAUUAUUGGAAGAAUGUGCUUUUCGAAAACCUACCGCUCUUCGAUGAUACCGUGAUUGGAAAAUACCCUUAUCACAUUCCUGAAAACAAUGACAUCAAUGGAAUGCAGUAUCAUACUCAGAGUGGAUUAAUGAUUACAACACUAGCACGAAUUCGUCCUGGAAUUCCAUCCACCCUUAAUGCCUUUUGCGUUCCUGAUUACGAUAAAGGAACCAGUCCUUAUCUUUGGGGAUUUCCAGACUAUGAAAAGAACACCUUGAAAGCAUCUUUUUAUGACGAAUCGUACUAUAAUAGCCGUAAAGUUUCGACUGAAAAUCUUAAUUACUCAGCUGGUUACCGAAAACAUUUCUUCAGCCACAUCGGUCAGAAUGAAAUGUAUUCGAAUGCCAGGAAGACUAAGUAUCCAUACAACUAUUUUAAUGACUUCUCCAUAAUUUCAACAUAUUUUCCAUGCGUGGAUAAUCAAUGCAAUCGUUUAUUUGCCUUGGAUACAGGAGUAUUGCGCUAUGACACACCGUACAUUGUUCAAAAUCCAGCCCUUAUUGUGUUUAAUUUACCAUCAAACGGAUGCCGAAGUCGUAACUUUCCACUAAUUCGUCGGGUAGAAAUUCCCGGUCAUCUAUGGAAGGAAUCAUCUGGUUUUCGUUUCAUAACUCUUGAUUAUCAACCUAAGGGUUCUUGUGAUGAUCUCUUCGUUUAUAUUUCAAAUAUCGUUGAUAGUAGCAUUGUGGUUUAUGACUAUAAACGUGACGAUUUUUGGGUAUUUUCGGAUUCCACAAUGAAGCCUAUCAAUGCUGAAGCAUCAUUCACUUUCAAAGACAUCACUUACGUACUUCCAAUUGGAAUCGUUAACCUAGCUCUUGGAUGGCCUGACAAACACGGAAAUCGAAAUGCUUACUACGCUCCUGGUUCGACUUUAGCAGAGUAUGUUGUUUCAACGAAGCUGCUCAAAGAUUCUAAACGAUCACCUUCUAAUUACGACCCCGAAGAAUUCACCCUUAUUGGUUAUCGAGGAUGUGACUCUAAUACCUAUAAACAAGUUUUCGAUUUAUCUACUGGCGUAAUUUUCUUUGGUGAGAUGGAUUCGAACAAAAUCCGUUGCUGGAAUACUCGGAUGCCUCUGAAUCCGGAUACAAUUGGAGUAGUUUAUGAAUCAGAUGAAUCUGCGUUUUUCGGAGGGUUAUCUAUUGAUUCAGAUGAAUAUUUAUGGUUCCUUACAAACCAACUUCCAGCUCUAUCUAACACCGCGCAUUUUCUUGAUCUAACUGAGGUUAACUCUAGAAUAUUCCGUGUCAAAGUAUACGAUGCUAUCAAAGGAACAGUGUGUGAUAAUUCAAAUAUUUUUUAUAAAAUUUAAAUAUGGAAUAUUGC
Molecule: messenger RNA, 1493 nt
Organism: Phlebotomus papatasi
Lineage: Eukaryota; Metazoa; Arthropoda; Insecta; Diptera; Psychodidae
Product: L-dopachrome tautomerase yellow-f2-like
Exons: 2
Coding region: 37-1479 (480 amino acids)
Cellular component (GO): extracellular region
Source: RefSeq, a predicted model, not a curated record